This is a messenger RNA of Salvia hispanica, 3919 nucleotides long. RefSeq names its product MUTL protein homolog 3 (gene MLH3). The record is from RefSeq and is a predicted model, not a curated record. Gene Ontology annotation, cellular component: mismatch repair complex. Lineage: Eukaryota; Viridiplantae; Streptophyta; Magnoliopsida; Lamiales; Lamiaceae. Gene Ontology annotation, biological process: mismatch repair. Gene Ontology annotation, molecular function: ATP-dependent DNA damage sensor activity; mismatched DNA binding; ATP binding.
ACAAAGCUAUCGCGAAUUUAAUUCCACAAUCAAAAACCCUAAUCCCCAUUUUAACAUCUUCAACCUUCUUGCGACGCGAUUCGUUGCGCCAUUUUUCCAGGGACGUGAAAAUUUGAAAAUGGGGUCACUUGGAACAUUUCACUGAUCAACGGGAAGGUUCAGACUUAGGGUAAUCGUGCGGAGAAAAUGGUGGCGAAGUAAUUGUUUUGGAGAUGAGGAGCAUCGAAAGGUUGCCUGAGACCACUCACAGCUCGGUGCGGUCCGGGGUCGUGAUAUGUGAUUUGACGAGGAUUGUUGAGGAGUUAGUUUUUAACAGCCUUGAUGCAGGUGCUACUGAGGUUGCCGUGUCAGUAGGGGUUGGUAGCUCCUACCUCAAAGUGGUGGAUAAUGGAUCUGGAAUUACGCGGGAUGGACUACUGCUAUUAGGAGAACGAUAUGUUACAUCCAAAGUUGAUUACUUGGCUCUGGAUGCCAGUACUACUGAAAACCUUGACUAUCAUGGAGAAGCUCUGUGCUCGAUUUCUGAUGUUUCUCUGUUGGAGAUUGUGACAAAAGCAAGAGGGAAAUCAACUGGAUACAAAAAGAUACUGAAGAAAAGGAAGUGUGUGUUCAUUGGAAUCAAUAAUGACAGAGAAGAAGUGGGAACUACAGUCAUAUCUCAUGAUAUAUUUUACAAUCAGCCUGUUCGAAGAAAACAGAUGCAAUCCAGCCCCAAGAAGGUGCUGGAUUCGAUCAAAAUGAGCGUGCUUCGAACUGCCCUUGUUCAUGUUAAUGUGUUCUUCAGAGUUGUUGAUGUGGAAAGCUUAGAUGAGCUGCUUUGUGUUGGACCUUCAGCUUCCCCGUUACCAAUACUUUCAACAUAUUUUGGCAUUGGGAGUUCAGCUAGUUUCCACAAACUGGUUCUAUCCAAUAGAGAACUGAAUCUUUCUGGGUAUAUAUCUGAACCUCAUGGAAUCUUUUCUCCGAAGGCAAUCCAGUAUGUCUACAUCAAUUCAAGACUUGUUUACAAGGGACCCAUUCAUAAGCUAGUGAAUCAGUUGGCUGCUAAAUUUGAUAUGUCCAGCCCCUGGCAGCUUACCACCAGUUCCCAAAGGAUGAAGCAGAAUAAGUACGACAAAUGCCCAGCCUUUAUUUUGAAUCUACAAUGCCCAACAUCUUAUUAUGAUAUUAUUGCUUCUGAGCGAUUGAGGACCUCAGUUGAAUUUAAGGACUGGGCACCCGUUCUUACUUUCAUAGAGGAUGGUGUGAUGCGUCUUUGGACAAAAAAUACUUCUCAUGAUAUGUUAGGUAAUCCUGAAAGUGGAAAAAGAAGGUGCCAGACACAGACCAGCCUAGUUCCUGUUGAUGUUUGCUCCACUCACUGGGAUAAGCCAUACGAAAACCACGAUAACUCACUGGGUUUAGAAGAGACCACAUUUGAAUCUGGAAAGUCUUGCCGAAAAGUUCUUGGGUUUGAAAAUUUUGAGUUAGAGGCAGAUUUACUACCUGAAAAUGACUACAUAAGCCAAGCAUGUGAUGGAUCUAUGGUUGGUGAGACUAUAAACCAAAUUUCUCCUUGGUGUGUUUCCUCACCAUUGCAUGUGGCAAAAACAUAUGGUCGAAAGAUGGAUGACCUAUCUUCAGCUUUAGGGUACAUCUUACCUGCAACCAAUGAGAAUGUGGACAGCAGGUCAAUAGCGAGUGGGGCUUCUAUUGAUUGUCAUUAUUUUGGUGAUAAUAGACAUACUGAUGAGGAAUAUGGCAUAUCAUUUCUUAGAAGUUGCUCCUUUGACAAAAGCUUGAUGAAAGAGAGAAGAUCACCUUCAAAGGAUGCGAGAUUUGAAUUUGGACGAGAUGGCAGAGCUAAAAGAAGGCGGAUUGAUUGUUGUGAUAUCGUGGAAGAUGAUAUCAAUUCAGUGAUGUUAGGAGGUGAUGUUGAGUGCAGUGCUCUCCAACCAUUUCAGUUUUCUCCAGUGACCAGACAUGACAUCGAUGGAAUGUUGGAGUCUCCUGGAAGGGAUUCAGUGAAGUCAUCUUUCCUAGGGGAUAAUCUACCUGACUCUGAGCAAUUUUGGGAAUCCACUUCUAGUUGGCAUUCAUUCCGAUCUGGAUGGUCUCCUCUAACUAGAAAGGAAACUGAGAUCAAGUUUCUUGACAAUAGUAAUUAUCCAAUUGAGAAAACUUCAGUUGAAGGUCACUCUGGAUUAGGAAAAGAUAUUUUACACAGAUGUCCUAUUCAAGGAGAAAUUCUUGGAGAUACAAAAUAUAAUAGGCUGCAGCAGGAUUGCUCCUUCACGAACCAUUCCCCUGAUGAGGAAAUUGGUGAAAGUCAGUUGGAUUUUGAGAAUUUGUUCUCUUUAAAGCCUUUCAAGAGAUUCACAGAUGCAUACUGGUCACUGUCACCCGUUCACUGUGAAGAAAGUCUCAAGAAUUUUACAGAGGCACCAUCAGAUGACACUUCUCCAGAUGAGUGUGAACAUGGAAUGCACAAUUGUACGAAUCAGGGGACACUGCUCAACAAAAAAAUGUGCUUCUCAAAAAGCCAUCCAGCUCCACCAUAUUACUCGACCAAGAGAGGAUUUCUGGAUUUGACUGACACCACCUCCCUGUCUGCAAUAAAAUCACCUGAGAGCAUCUUUGGCAGAUAUUCCUCCAUAGCGGCUGGAGAAUUUAGCAAUGAACAACUUCAUGUAGAAGACAUGAGCUUUAAAUGUUCAGAUAAACCUGAUGGUCAAUUCUACUUGUCGCCAAGGGGAAAGCAAGUCAUGGAUUGCACAGCUUCUAAAAGAUCAGUGCUUGAAAUAAAACCUGAAAGCACAUCAGUUCAGAAAAAAGGAAAAAAAGAAGAGGAAUUUACCAACAUUGAGCCUGUUGAGAGUCUCGGUUCGAAAGAAAUUGAGGAUUCUUUAGACUCCAGGUGGAAAUGGAGAAAUUGUAGUUUGGCCACUGCAGGUAAUAGCAGCUCAGACAUUAAAAGAAAUCAGGACGGGAUCCUCAACAUCUUCUCUGAUUCCUUGCAACUUGAUGGCGUCUCCUUGGUUCCUAAAUCAGUUGAGAGGGCUUGCCUUGAGAAUGCUAAAGUUCUCGAUCAGGUGGAUAAGAAAUUCAUUGCAAUUGUGGCUGGAAAAACCCUUGCUAUAAUUGAUCAGCAUGCUGCUGAUGAAAGAAUUAAACUGGAGGAAUUACGAAGUAAGGUAUUAUCGGGAGAAAUGAAAACUAUCAAGUAUCUGGAUUCUGAGCAUGAACUAGUCUUGCCUGAAAUUGGUUAUCAAUUACUUCACAAUUAUGCAGAACAAAUUCAAACUUGGGGUUGGAUUUGCAAUAUACAUUCUCAGGACUCAAAUUCCUUUACAAAACAUUUAGAUUCUCUACACAGGCAGCCUACAGUUAUCAAACUUCUCGCGGUGCCUUGCAUUUUGGGUGUGGUUUUAAAUGAUAUUGAUCUCCUAGAGUUCCUUCAACAGCUUGCUGACACAGAUGGGUCAUCAACCAUACCCCCAUCCGUUCACCGUGUCCUUAACAGCAAAGCAUGCAGGGUACCUUUAUGCAGGGGCGAUUAUGUUUGGAGAUACAUUGCUGCCUUCAGAAUGUUCCCUCAUUGUCGACGAGCUGAAACAGACUUCACUUUGUUUCCAGUGUGCUCACGGCCGACCAACAACCGUCCCUCUUGUCAAUCUCGAAAUCUUGCAUAACAAAGUUGCGAGGCUUGGUAUAGACGCAUCCUGCUGGCAUGGCUUACGGCAACAUAAAGUCAGUUUAAAGCGUAUGUCUCAGCGACUAAGAUCUGCUGUAUCCUAAACCGCUCAAUAUCCAUCCUCUUAUGUGUUGAUAAAAUGAGGUUUACAAAUUUGUUUAAGAGCCAUCCGCAAUAUCCAUGUUGUAAUUGUAUUGUAUAUUAGACAAAUUCAAAACGGUGAAAAGAGAAAAGGUAUUUCCACAA